Daktulosphaira vitifoliae (grape phylloxera) is the source of this 897-nucleotide messenger RNA. RefSeq names its product zinc finger MYM-type protein 1-like. The record is from RefSeq and is a predicted model, not a curated record. The coding region runs from base 1 to 897 and encodes 298 amino acids. The transcript has 3 exons. NCBI's taxonomy places the organism in Eukaryota, Metazoa, Arthropoda, Insecta, Hemiptera, Phylloxeridae.
AUGGAGGAUGGACAAAAUUUUAAAAUGAUUUACGAAAACCGGAAAUGUGGUGUGAUCAGCGAAAUUAACAAAGGACGGAAAAUACAGCAACUCGAAAACAGGAAAAAGUUAAUUCCGAUCAUCCGAGCAGUUUUGCUGUGUGGUAGGCAGGGAUUAGCAAUAAGGGGUCAUCGAGAUCAAGGACCUUUAUCAUUAAAAAUGCCACAAGAAAACGACGGAAAUUUCAGAGCGUUACUUCGUUAUUCCCUAAAUAGCGGUGAUCAGGUUUUGGCCAAUCAUUUGAAUACUGCGGGUGCAAAUUCAAUUUAUCGCAUUCAAAAUGAAAUAAUUGAUGCAGCAGGGAAACAAAUAACGACAAAUAUUGUGCAACGUGUAAACAAAUCUGGAUAUUUUUCUGUCAUUGCUGACGAAAGUACAGAUGUGAGUGGCAUUGAACAGUUUUCAAUAUGCGCUCGAUUUGUUGAUAAAAUUGACGAUGAUUAUAUUAUUCGAGAAGACUUUUUGUGUUUUAUUCCUGUUGAGGACGUUACCGGAAAGGGGCUUGCGAAUACGCUGUUGACCAAGAUGAAGUACAUUGGCAUAAACCUGGUUAAUAUGAGAGGACAAGGCUAUGAUGGAGCGCGAGCAAUGAGCGGAAAAUUCAACGGAUGUGCUGCCAAAGUUCGAGAAUUAUAUCCGGAAGCUAUUUACGUCCACUGCGCUAAUCAUAAUUUGAAUUUAGCCAUUACACACGCGUGUAAAAUACCAGCCAUCCGAAAUUGCAUUGGUACAAUUAAAGAGGUUGUAAAUUUAUUUCGCCUAUCUAAUAAGGCAGGUCUAGUUUUGAAAAACAAAAUUCAACAGUCUUGCCCAAGUGCAAAACAAACGCGUCUUCUUAAAUUAUGCGAAACGCGAUAG